Molecule: messenger RNA, 735 nt
Organism: Plasmodium inui San Antonio 1
Lineage: Eukaryota; Apicomplexa; Aconoidasida; Haemosporida; Plasmodiidae
Exons: 5
Coding region: 1-735 (244 amino acids)
Source: RefSeq, a predicted model, not a curated record
AUGAAAUGCCAUAAAGGAACAAAAGAAAAUAUUUUCCUUCUCCAUGUUAAAAUACUCGCCAAAUACAGGGAAUUCUAUGACAUUCCACAUAAUUCUGGAACAUCAGUGACUUCAAGAUAUGAUAUAGCAUUAGCAGAAAAUAUAGGAUCCACUGAAUUAAAAGCUAGCAAAUUAAAAAAUCGAGAUGGAACUCCUGCAGCUCCGGGGAACCAACAAAGAGGAACUCCCCACACGGGUGGAUUAAAAUCUAAGAGAAAGGAUCAUUCAGUGACCCAUUCAUUGAAAAGUUCUCCUCCUACCGAGUUACAAGUUAAUAAAAAAGAUGAGUUAGAUAAGGGUUCAUUGAAGGAUACCCCUCAAAGUAAACCCGACGUUAGUAAAAAGGAUAAAUCCGGAAAUAAUUCACUAGGAAAGACCAAAAAACAAAAAGAGAACACAAUAAAAAAUGGAUUGACCGAAUCUACAUUAAAGGGAGAUGAUAUGGAAGGACUAAAAGUUAAUAAUAAAUCGGCGUACAUAAAAAAAAAGGCACUGAAAAAUUCUCUGAAAAGGGAAGUUUCUAGUGGUUUAAAAGUUAGCAAAAAGGGCGAAUAUGCGACUAACUCACCAAAAGAAUCCCCCACGGACGUAUUAAAAGCCAGAAACAAAGACAAAUCAGAAAAUCACUCUUCAGGAAAAGCGGAAACAUCCAAAUCGGAGGAUAAUACAAAAAAGGACGAGUUACCCGGACAAUAA